This is a messenger RNA of Gymnodraco acuticeps, 1974 nucleotides long. RefSeq names its product methyltransferase like 3 (gene mettl3). Gene Ontology annotation, cellular component: nucleus; RNA N6-methyladenosine methyltransferase complex. The record is from RefSeq and is a predicted model, not a curated record. NCBI's taxonomy places the organism in Eukaryota, Metazoa, Chordata, Actinopteri, Perciformes, Bathydraconidae. The transcript has 11 exons. Gene Ontology annotation, molecular function: mRNA m(6)A methyltransferase activity; mRNA (2'-O-methyladenosine-N6-)-methyltransferase activity. The coding region runs from base 134 to 1891 and encodes 585 amino acids.
GGUACGACACUUUCCCGCCUUGGACCAUACAUUAUUCGCUCGCAACAAGGCGGGCCAGUGUUCCAACUUUAGUCUAAACACUGUUCAUUGUGACAGGUAUCGGUGCAUUUAAUAUCGUUGGUUUUUGCUGGUGAUGUCGGACACAUGGAGCAGCAUCCAGGCGCACAAGAAGCAGCUGGACUCUCUGCGGGAGAGGCUGCAGCGGCGGCGGAAAGACACGGCGCUGUCCUCCGACAGUGGAACCAGUGCGGAAGGUUCCACAGCCAGGAGUGACAGUCCGGCUCCGCCAGCUGCCCCCCCCUCUCAGGAGGAGACGGAGAGACCACCGGACCCUGAGCUGGAGAAGAGGCUGCUGGCGUAUCUCUCUGAUCUGAGUCUUCCAAUGCCAACAGACUCCCUCGCCAUCACAAAUGAACUCAGUUCUGAAUCCACAGUCAGUCAUGGCAGCAUCCAGAGUCUCCUGCUUAAAUUCUCGGCUCAGGAGCUCAUCGAGGUCCGUCAGCCCGCCUCGGCCUCUUCCUCUUCAGCUUCCUCUCCCUCCAUCGUGGUGUCAGUGGACCACACAAAGCUAUGGGCUAUGAUCGGGACGGGGGCUGGAGCCCAGCGACCGGGAGUCAAGAGGAAAACAGAGGAUCCAACGCACCACAAAAGAACUCCCGGUCUGUCGCCCGCCCUUCAGCGCUCGACUUCUCCUCCGCACUCCGCCUUCAGCUCGGUGACGCCGGCGGCCUCCACACAGCAGGCGGGGCCCUCGGCCUCAGGGAGCGGCGCCGACAAGAAGGGCCGGAACAGUAAAAGCCAGUCGUCUCACUUGGACAUGGAGAUAGAGAGCCUCCUGAACCAACAGUCAACUAAAGAGCAGCAGAGCAAGAAGGUGAGCAGAGAGAUCCUGGAGCUGCUGAAUGCCAGCACAGCGAAGGAGCAGUCCAUCGUGGAAAAGUUCCGGUCACGCGGCCGAGCCCAGGUCCAAGAGUUCUGCGACCACGGGACCAAAGAGGAGUGUGGGCGCUCCGGAGACACACCGCAGCCCUGCACCAAGUUACACUUCCGUCGCAUCAUCAACAAGCACACGGACGAGAGCCUGGGCGACUGCUCCUUCCUCAACACGUGCUUCCACAUGGACACCUGCAAAUACGUCCACUAUGAGAUCGACAGCCCUCCAGAGACAGAGGGGGGGCUCAUGGGGCUCCAGGGUGGAAGCACGGAGCUGGGCCUGUGUGGAGGGGACGCCGACAACUCCGAGGGCAAACUGUUCCCCUCGCAGUGGAUCUGCUGCGAUAUCCGCUUCUUGGACGUCUCCAUCCUCGGGAAGUUUGCCGUGGUGAUGGCCGACCCCCCGUGGGACAUCCACAUGGAGCUGCCCUACGGGACGCUGACUGAUGACGAGAUGAGGAAGCUCCACAUCCCCCUGCUGCAGGACGACGGCUUCCUCUUCCUCUGGGUCACCGGCAGGGCGAUGGAGCUGGGCAGAGAGUGUCUCAGUCUGUGGGGCUACGAUCGAGUUGACGAAAUCAUCUGGGUGAAGACCAACCAGCUUCAGAGAAUCAUCCGCACAGGGAGGACAGGCCAUUGGCUGAACCACGGGAAGGAGCAUUGUCUGGUGGGCGUGAAGGGAACCCCUCAGGGAUUUAACCGCGGUUUGGACUGCGACGUCAUUGUGGCAGAGGUCCGCUCCACCAGUCACAAACCAGACGAGAUCUACGGCAUGAUAGAGAGACUCUCUCCCGGCACGAGGAAGAUUGAGCUUUUCGGGCGACCCCACAACGUCCAGCCCAACUGGGUAACUCUUGGAAACCAGCUCGACGGCAUUCACCUUCUCGAUCCUGACGUCGUGGCGCGGUUUAAGAGCUGCUACCCGGACGGCGUCAUCUCCAAACCCAAAAACAUGUAGUCUCACAGGUCUGGUUGAAGUUUGUCUGUAUGCUGUUUUGUUUUUUUAUACACUCAUUUCGUAAAUAAAUGUUGUCAACAAGA